AACACAAAUAUAUUGUUGCGACAGUAUAUGCGAACACUCCAACGCUAGUGCAAAGAUUGAGAUUAUUUCUGUUUCACAAGAUUUUCGGGACAGUCUUUGUCAAAGCACAACGAAUCUCAUUUUCUGCAUCAACUCUACUCCUGAAUAUCGAUCUGGAAAACAAGAUGUAUCGCAAAGAUAUGUUUUUGGUAAUAUAAGAAGGCGCAACACAAUCUCAGAACUGGAUAGGAUUGCCGGAGGAUUCCUUCUCCCACAGCAUCAACGAGGCUCCUAAAUGGAAACGACCAGUAGUGAAACUGGAUAGGCCAAUGACUUGUAACGAAGCAGGCCUUAGUACCUAGGGUUCUAGAAUGGAGGUCAUUCAAACAAAGCUGCAUGAAUUUAACCAUUUUUAUGAAUGGGCUUUCAGUGUGGCAGAUGAGCGUGUAUCUGACUGGCCCUUAAUGUGGGGCUACUCUCCAACUCUGGCCAUCACUGCCCUAUAUCUUCUGGCUGUGAACACAUUGCCCAAGUUCAUGGAAAACAGGCCGGCAUUCAAUUUGAAGUACACACUGGUCAUCUAUAACUUUAUCUGUGUCCUCAUCAACUUUCAUAUAUGUUCAGAACUGCUGAUAUCCUCGACUAUGCUAGGGUACAGUUAUUCUUGUCAGCCUGUCAGCUACACCUAUGACCCCUAUGAAAUCAGAAUUGCUAAAGCCUUGUGGUGGUUCUAUUUCUCCAAGUGUGUGGAAAUGUUAGACACAAUAUUCUUUAUACUCAGGAAGAAGAACAAUCAAGUCAGCUUUCUCCAUGUGUAUCAUCAUGCCACCAUGUUUCCUAUUUGGUACAUUGGUGUCAAGUGGGUGGCAGGUGGUCAAUCAUUUUUUGGAGCAAUGAUAAAUUCUUUUAUUCAUGUGAUAAUGUAUACAUAUUAUGGAGUAGCUGCCCUUGGACCAGAAUUCCAGAAAUAUUUAUGGUGGAAACGUUAUUUGACGAGGCUGCAGUUGCUUCAGUUCUUUGUGGGUCUGCUCUACGCCUCCCAGUCCAUUUACCAGGAGUGUGACUACCCUCUAUGGAUGGAGUGGGCUGGAAUCAUUUAUGGCAUUAGUAUUGUGGCACUCUUUAUCAACUUUUAUGUGCAAGCAUACAUUAAGCCUUCGUCAUCUUCCAGACAAGAAAUGAAAUCACUCCCCAAGAAGUCAACAGAAAGUAAUGGCAGUGUUGCUAAUGGGCAUGCACUGAAUGGCAAAAUGACAGAACAUGCGAAGAAGAAUUGAUAAAUGUUGAUACAAUUGAUAACAUAAAAACAAGGUGUAAGAGAUGAGAAAGAAAUGUGCUGUUUUCUUUUUGAACAUUGUAUUUAGACUUUUUCAAUAAUGUAUUUGAAAGUCUGUAUGUUGAGUGUACAAGACGAGGCGAGUUACUUUAUAUAUUGUACCACACUGUGAUUUGUCAUCUUUCUUUAUGCAUACGUUGCUCCAUUGUCUUAUUAUUGUUUAUGUUAGACAGUUUACUAGGUAACAACUGAGAAUUGUAUUUGUCUGAAUUAAGCUGUAUACUGUGAGACACACAUGAACCAAUGUGAGAAUUCAGUACCCCAUUUAGUCUGAGUUGAAACUAGAACUCAUUUAGGCUGAACAGUGAUUCUAGAAAGCAUACAAAGUUGAUACUGGAAGCAUUGUAUUUUUUUCCUUCAAAAGAGAACAAAAUAUUAUAAUAUCUAGUGAAAUACAUUCCUAUCCUAUUAUAUUUAUGUGUAGUUUUGUUGCCAGAUGUAGUUUCUAUGACUUCUACAAGUAGGGUAACUUAAGAACAGUAUUAUAAAAAUGUUUGUUUUUUAUUUUUGCAUGAAACAAAAAAAUUAUUUAUUAGUAAUACAAGUUCAACCUAUAAUUAUUUGUCCAGUAAAAUUUGAAAAAAAAAAUAUAUAUAUAUAUGACUCUUUUUUGAUAGUCUGAUGGUUACAGGAUUACUUUAUUUAUUCUGUAUAAUUUGAUAUAAAAAAUUAAAACUGCUUAGAUUUGAUUUGAUUUGUUUCAAACUUUAAGAAUAGAAAUGAGUACAUCUAAAAGUCCCAUGCCCAAUGAGGUUAUCUUCCAAGUCUAUCUUGUUCUUUUUUACUUAUCCUGUAUUGGUUUCCUCCCCUGCCGUGCUGGAGGUUGCAUUGUAUUACAGAGCUCUCCAGCCAAGGGAAGAUGUGUUUUAUUGUAAGUUUUAAAUAUGUUAAACUGUGUGAAAUUUUAUGCAAUGCUCCAGCAAGAUAGUUAACUGGCGAAGCCUGCAAUAUUGUAGGCUAGGAAUAGCUCUUGUUAGUUGGUAUGUUUGUUUUCUUAAACCUCACUGCACACUGCCAUGUCAUCUUUCUUUGUUUUACAAUGUCAAAUGUCAUAUAUUACUGAUUAAUGCUUCAUUUUUGUUUCUUUUUUACAUCUAAUAUUCUUUUAUAAAAAAACAACAAACAAACCACAGGUUCAUUCAUAACAUCACAAGGAAAAAAAAUUACUAUCAAGAACAUUGUUUAGUUGAUGUGGUUUUUGAAAGUUUCAGUUUUGUUGUAGAAAUAUUCAACUAUUUGAUGUUGUAUAUCAUUUAAUCAUAUUUUUUUGUUUAAUGUCAUAGGCAUUUGUCCUAUCUUUCUUUCAUGUCUUUCUCUUAUAUAAAUUGUAAGGUUAUAUCAAUUCUAAGGGGCCUUCAUAUCGCUAGUUCUUUAGGAGUAAGCUAUGUCAAAGUUUGGUGUCAAGUUGUGUUUUGUUUUUCUUACAUUAGCUUUAAAAUCUUCUUUAAGAUAUUGCUGUAGCUUAUUAUUUUAAAAAUAUUAUUGCUAGUAUAAGUCAUGUUAGAUUUUUAUCCACAAUUUGAUGUAUUUUCCCUUUGUAUAUUUCUGUUUGAAUUCAAGUUUGUGCAGGGAUCUUUAUUAAACCAUUUUUCUCAGAAACUCAAUUGAUGGUUAGAGACACUAUUUAAUAGACUUGUGCUUCAGCCUUAAAUUAUAAAAAAGAUAUUUGAUGGAUAGAAAACCUUUUUUUAAUUUUCUUUUUAAGCUUUUGUAUGUGUUUAUAUAUUUUAGAUGAUAUAUUUAAUUGUGGCUAGUAAUCUUUUUUUUUCCUCAUAUUUUUGAAGAUUGAUGAAGUUCAAUAGAACAUCAGUAUAGGGAAUAAAGUUUGAGUUUAGGCACAUCGGCACAAUUUAGGCCAUGUCGUACCCGUAAUCCUUUAAGGAUCACUCUCCCUUUAUAUAACAAGGGCUAAAUUCUAUACAGUUAAAUCGUUAAAAACAAGGACUAUUCACAGUUAAAAUAGUAAAGGUAGUAAAAAUUUAAUAAUUUGGUAAAAAUCUUAUGUAAAUAUUAUAUGUUCACAAUUCAUAAAUCAGAUCUUCGUAGACAACUCCACCUCCCGAACAAAGCCCAGUACCUUCUCAGGGUCGACAUUGUCGAAUAGUGUUUUUAAAUUGUGUGCUCUAAAAAAUUUCUCCCUGACAUCCUGGUAUCUGGGGCAAUCAAUGAGGAUAUGUUCCACGGUGAGGCGAGAGUCACAGUACUCACAAAGUGGGGGCUCCUCUCUCUUCAUUAGAUCAUAAACAAAUUAAUUAAUAUGCCUCCUUUGUUUCCACUUCUUUUUCUUUGUUCAUUACACUAGAAUUUGUUUGAACUAGAAACUAGCUGUCAACAAUAUCAACUUCAGUUGAGCACUACUAGGCUUCUACCUCUGCUAAUCUAGUAACAUUAUGUAUUGUUACAACACAGUAACAAGUACAUGGGUACAUUCAAAUCUUAGACUGCCAGUAAAUUUAACACUAGUCAAAAUCAAGCAGCCUCUUUUUAUCAGAAGUGAUAUUUGUUGCCAGUAAUACAAAUGUAUUUAUAAAUUCCAAUCCUUAACUUUAGAAUCAGAUCAAAGGAUAAUUUUGGUGUGUACCGGUAUUCAUAAAUUGGUUUAAUAUUUUUUGUAGUUUUAAAAUAGAAGUUGUGUCCUUGAUUGCAAUAUUCUUUUAUUAAUUUUAUUAUUUAUUUUUCAUUUUCCAUUCUGAUGGUGUACAUUUAAUGUGAUGUUACAUUCUUUAAGAACAGAACACUUGAUGUGUUCAUGUUAAUGAAACUUGCUCAAGUCAGGUCAUCCUUUGUUGUGUUCACUUGAAACACUCAGUUCUUUAUCAGGUGCCACUAUAACAACCUAGUAGCAGCACAUUCGGAAGCUACUUAUACAGCAUACAUCAAGUUGUUUCUUUUAUAACGCUCACAAGGACUGGCUUGCUUUUUAGUUUCCUCAAAAGUUUUUAAUACAAGACAUUUGUGUGUUGUUGUUUUUUUUUUAAUAACAUCCAUAAUUUUAUAUUAUCAAAUCAUAGGUUGUUCUUUUUUUUUUUUGUUUGUUUGCUACAGUUCUGUAUAUAAAGGUUUCACCACUGUUUUAUUGAUCUUUCCUUGCACUUAACACAAAGUUGUAUUUUUUAAAAUUGGGGAUUUACAAUUUGCCAUAUUUUUAAACUGUCGAAAUAUUAUGUUGAUUUUUUUUUACUUUGUUACCAUUUGUUAUCUAAAGCAUUCAACACUGUUAGACUGAUAUUUUCUUGCACCUACCAUUAUAUGCAUGGUAAAUUAUUGCUUUUCUAUAGAUUGUUUAUUGUAUAUUUUUAUAUACAUUCUUAUUAUAACAUCUUGAAACAAUGGACCUUAAAUUUGUGAGUUUGUUAGCUACCAUUUGAUUCAACUUGGGGAAAUAAUUUAUCCAACCUGGCAUUCUAUUGAACUUAAUUGUUAGGGUUAAUACAAGUCUGAUGUGAUUACUUAGUAGACUGACCUAAGUAUGUAUUUAAUCAAUAAGGUUUCUUUCAAUAAUUAUCAAUAAUUUAAUAAGUUAUGUUAAACAAAAUGAAUCAUUUCAUUAGGUCAAGGGAAAAGAAAAAGUGGCAUGUUUCCUUAUAAACAGCUGCGUCAAGCUUUUCGUCAUUUUGACAAUUAAUUAACUGUGAACAAUUCAAAGCUCUAAGUUAAUGUUUUACAUUUAAAACUGUGUAAUCUACAAUGUUGUUUUUUUUUACUAGUUUGAGUAUCUUUGUCAUAUUUUUUUUAUAUUUUUGUACUCUUUAAAAAUGGUAAUAACUCUGCUGUGUGAAUAUUAUUUUCCUAGAGACUGCUGAGUAUUAUGUUAGAAUACAUCAGCUAGAUUGACUUGUAUACAGUGCUAGGCAAGAGAUGGCUGGCUACAUGUUAUCUGUCUAGGCUCUCAUUCAACUCAUUGUCUGUAUUUAAUCUCUUUGCUUCCUAUCACUAGACCUGCUGACAUUCAACUUGUUUUCUUUAAAGAGCUGGAGUUUCUGAUGUCCUAACCAUUUGUGUUUUGUUUGGAAGUACCAAAUUAUAUGUCACUAUGUACAUGCAUCAUUAUUUUUAAGUUCUUGUCAAUGAGAACAAUAUGUCAUAUGUCAAUAUGUAACACAGCUGUAGUGUUCAAUUGAUAAACUGAAAAUCUAUUGCUAGUGCUGGUAACAAGUUCAUUCGUGUAUUAUCCAUGUGUAGCCUCCCUUGAAUAAUCCAACUUUUUUUUAUCUCCCUGGUUUGCUGUGUACAUGUGGUACCCAAAUUGUACUUGACUGACUUAUUUAUAUCAUUAAAAAUCACUUCUCUUAUACAAAA
Molecule: messenger RNA, 5614 nt
Organism: Biomphalaria glabrata
Lineage: Eukaryota; Metazoa; Mollusca; Gastropoda; Planorbidae
Product: elongation of very long chain fatty acids protein 4-like
Exons: 8
Coding region: 351-1256 (301 amino acids)
Biological process (GO): sphingolipid biosynthetic process; fatty acid elongation, monounsaturated fatty acid; fatty acid elongation, polyunsaturated fatty acid
Cellular component (GO): endoplasmic reticulum membrane
Molecular function (GO): fatty acid elongase activity
Source: RefSeq, a predicted model, not a curated record